Messenger RNA from Vespa velutina, 1768 nucleotides. RefSeq lists its product as uncharacterized. The transcript has 3 exons. Lineage: Eukaryota; Metazoa; Arthropoda; Insecta; Hymenoptera; Vespidae. The record is from RefSeq and is a predicted model, not a curated record. Gene Ontology annotation, biological process: sensory perception of taste. Bases 134 to 1351 code for a protein of 405 amino acids. Gene Ontology annotation, cellular component: dendrite; neuronal cell body; axon.
AAUGAUCUACCGACACAUAAAGGUCUGGAACAAAGACCUUUUCAUGCAGUUGAAAAGAAAAGAAGCGACUGUUGGUUGAUUCCUUGUCGUUAUUUCCUCCCGUCAAUAUCAUUGGCGCCUUUAAUCGUGAAACAUGAAAUUCGAAGUACCCGUUCAUCGUAAAAAGUAUUUCAUUUUCCGCGCUAAAGAUUAUUGUUCCUUGAUGCGACCAUGCUUCGUCAUUUCUUGUAUACUAGGUGUAUUUCCCUAUAAAGCCACUCCAACGAGCAUGAGCAUGUCAAAAUUUGGCUACCUAUAUUCUACGCUCGUAACAGGUCUAUACGUCGUUCACGUUUUCGUUGUUCUAUAUCAAACCGAUGUGUCCAGCGUAGUGAAGUACGACAGCGUACCGGGAAUUUUACAAGUCAAUUUUUAUUUCAUCCUUGGUACCGCGGUAGUUGUAACCGCGUACUAUAACUUACGCCAUAGGUUGUUAUUCCUUCAACAAUUAUAUCUAGUAGCCUCAAAAUUACCCUCCGAAACCUUCAAUAAGCUCUCGAAAUAUAUUCACGCGAAAGAUAUAAUCGGUUUCUUCUUUUUGGUUGGACAAAUGCCGAACGUGUUGAACCGAUCUUUGGCCCUAACAUUUACCAAGUGUUCCUUAUUAUACGUGACAUUGACAGUUUUCAUAAUGGAUAUGCUUUAUAUGAAUUGUACUUGCAUAAUUAAUGAAUGCUUUAAGAGAAUUAACAAAAAUUUGGAAAAUCUUCAGCACGUUGUCGUGACUGGCGAGCCUCAUCUCUUGAGAAGGGUCUAUCAUGAAAAAAAGAAUCCUUUACUUUUAAUGGAAUUGAAGGCCAUUAAAAGGAGACAUCAAGAAGUCAGUGACGUUCUUCAACAAUUGAACUCAACUUUUGGCUCACAAAUUAUUAUCACGUCUUUGAUGACCUUCGCGGAAGUAACUUUCAGUCUAUACUUUUACAUAUUGCAAACGAUCAAUAAGAAAGAAGUAAAUUUGGAAAAUCAAAUCUGGUAUGAGUACUUUAUAACGUCGAUAACAUAUUAUUCCAUCAAGUUAGGUCUAAUAGCGUGGACAUGCGAAACCGCUAAAAAUCAGGCUGCCGAGGUUGGAAUUAGGAUCCAUGAGGUAGUUAUCAAUACUAAAGACAAGGAUAUUAAAAACGAGUUGCAAUUAUUUUCCUUGCAAGUAUUGCAUCGUGAUAACACGUUCACCUCCAAGGGACUCACCAUGGACGCGUCUCUCUUAACAACGAUCGUAGGAAGCAUUACAACGUAUCUGUUGAUUCUAAUACAAUUUUUGAUUUCCUUGCGCUCAUGCAAGUCCAACAACGCGACCAACGUUAUGUUUUAACGAGGAAAAAUCGAAGGAAGAAAAAUCGUUAACGAUAAGAGAUUUUAACAAUAAGAUUUUGUUCUUUUUACGCAUGUGUGAUUCCUUAUUGAUUCCUUUCACGGAAUAACUGAAGGCGCCCUGGCAAGUUUCUGGGUAACACAAAAGGAAUUUUAUUUUGAAUACUGAGAAUGUGUAAUAAUAGAUGCUGCUAAUUGAUGCGUCAGAUUAAGAAAUACAUAUUACGUAAAUAUAAGCGAUCCGAACUUCGUCCCUGGGUUCGGAGUAUACGAUAAUAUAUAAUAGUUUGUCUGUUUCUGUACGUGUACUUACUUAUGUGACUUAAAUAGAAAAAGUAAUAAUAUUUAUAUGUGAUAUAAUGAUUAAAAUAGAUUACAAGCGACAAAGUUCUUUUUGAACUUGGGCCGCGACAUUCUU